AGGACAGUCCUCAGCUGGGUGGAGGUAGCUAGAGGAAAGGUGAAGGAAACAGACACGACCUCUAGAGCUAUUGGCCUCUCUACUGUGGUGGGUCAGAUUUGACAAAAUGCCGCUCUUCUCAUCAUGGAUCAAAGCUAUUUUUAUCAUUGUGUUGGCAUUUCCUCUUUUUUCUGGAACUCUUGUUGUACCCAUACCACGAUUAGACAUACAGCCAUACUGCAAGAAGUUUGAAAAUCGACUAUUUAUGUGCACCAGAGAAAUGCGUCCAGUCUGUGGCACUAAUGGCGAAACUUACAGCAAUGAAUGCAUUUUCUGCAGUAGUAUGUUAACAAGUGAAGCAAAUUUUGAAUUCGCUCGUUGGGGUAGAUGCUGAUAUUCUGCCUGAGCUACACAUUCCAAUGAUUUCAUUGUAAUCCUGUUACUGGUGGAUCCUACUACCCUCUUCUCAGUAAGGGUCUUAAAUUUCUAGAUUGCCAGUUGAAGCUUUCUAUGGUGUUAAGUGCAAUAGAAGAUUUCAAAGAAUCUUUUCAACUCUAGGAACCUGUAUUAAAGAAUUUUUAGUGUCCCUGUGAUAGUGAUAGUUUUGAAAAAGGAUUAUCUUAAAUAUGUGGAUGACUCUAUAAA
This is a messenger RNA of Tupaia belangeri chinensis (Chinese tree shrew), 624 nucleotides long. RefSeq names its product sperm-associated acrosin inhibitor-like. Gene Ontology annotation, molecular function: serine-type endopeptidase inhibitor activity; protein binding. The record is from RefSeq and is a predicted model, not a curated record. NCBI's taxonomy places the organism in Eukaryota, Metazoa, Chordata, Mammalia, Scandentia, Tupaiidae. The transcript is spliced from 5 exons. The coding region runs from base 107 to 373 and encodes 88 amino acids.